Messenger RNA from Hyalella azteca, 4996 nucleotides. RefSeq lists its product as uncharacterized. Gene Ontology annotation, biological process: protein autoubiquitination; negative regulation of centriole replication. The transcript is spliced from 12 exons. The coding region runs from base 143 to 3832 and encodes 1229 amino acids. NCBI's taxonomy places the organism in Eukaryota, Metazoa, Arthropoda, Malacostraca, Amphipoda, Hyalellidae. The record is from RefSeq and is a predicted model, not a curated record. Gene Ontology annotation, molecular function: tumor necrosis factor receptor binding; ubiquitin protein ligase binding; zinc ion binding. Gene Ontology annotation, cellular component: peroxisome; aggresome.
UUGCAAUAUUUUCAAAUUAUUAGAUCAUUUAGACCUGUUAAUAUAACCUAAAAUUGAUUUCAUUAAAAUUGAAUUUGAUGAGGUUGAAUGGGAUAGUUAACUGAUCAUUCAACUUUGCCCUCUGACCAAUCAUUCUUUAGAAAUGUCACUGAGGGAGAAGAAAAAUGACUCAAGCUAUGAGUCCAUUGCUGAAGUUUUUCGCUGCAUCAUAUGUAUGGAAAAGCUGCGUGAUGCGCACUUGUGUCCUCACUGCUCAAAGCUGUGCUGCUAUUUGUGUGUGCGUCGUUGGCUCACUGAACAGCGCUCAGAAUGUCCUCACUGCCGAGCCUCCUUGCAUCUUGAAGAUCUGGUCAAUUGUCGUUGGGUUGAGGAAGUAACACAGCAGCUGGCAUCUCUGCAGCAAUCACGGCCACCUCCUACUUCUCAACAAGUUUCUGAGCAUGACAAGGAGAGAUGCAGUCAACACUCUGAAAAGUUAUCGGUGUACUGCUGGACAUGCUGCGUUGUGAUGUGUCAUCGCUGUGCGCUGUGGGGAGGCCUUCAUGCAGGCCACAGCUUGCGCCCUCUGGAGGAGGUGUAUCAGUGCUACGUCACUGAGCUGAGGGAGGAAGUCAUGCAGCUUAGACGACGGCUGCAUGAACUUGUUGCUUUGGUGCAGGAAGUGGAACGCAAUGUUGAGUCAGUGCGCGGCGCCAAAGACGAGCGAGUGAAGGAGAUUCGCAACGCCGUGGAGCUGAUGAUAGCGAGGCUGGACUCGCAGCUUAAGAGCAAGAUAGUCACGCUCAUGGGGCAGAAGAAUAGCCUUACGCAGGAGAUGGAGCAGCUCGAGACCUUCCUGCAUCAGAUAGAGCAGCAGCUCCACACAUGCACCAAGUCAGAGCUUAUCCAACGAGCAGACGAGCUUCACUCUCUCGUGGCGCCGCUGAAUAAGAAGCCCAUGGCUUCUUUCGUGACGGCGCCUGUACCUGCCGACUUUCAGAGCGAGAUCGUACCCGAGUACGAGUCGAGCACGUUUGUGCUGAGCAACUUCUCUCAGCUGCAGCACAAAGCUGACCCUGUGUACUCCCCCACCCUGCAGGUCAAUGGACUUGCCUGGCGACUCAAGGUUUACCCGGACGGCAACGGCGUCGUCAGAGGCAAUUAUCUGUCGGUCUUCCUAGAGCUCACAGCAGGCUUGCCUGAAACAUCCAAGUACGAAUACCGCGUGGAAAUGAUACACCAAGGGUCACGGGACGCCACGCGCAAUAUAGUCCGCGAGUUUUCAUCAGAUUUCGAUGUUUCCGAGUGUUGGGGCUACAACCGCUUCUUCAGGCUCGACUUGCUUGCGGCUGAAGGCUACCUAAACACUGAGACUGACACACUCAUAUUGAGGUUCCAGGUGAGACCCCCGACCUUCUUCCAGAAAUGCCGUGACCAGCAGUGGUACAUUCACCAGCUGCAGCGUCAGCUCUCCAGCUCAAAGGAAAGGCUUCCUGCAGAAACGAACCGCAGUUCUGCUCCACAAGGUGAAACCGUUACUGCAACGAGCCUGUCAUCUUCAUCUGCAGCAACUGUGUUGUCAGUGAGCGGAGGUAGUAGCAGUGGGAGUACCACCACCACGGUCACAGUUGACAGUUUGUCAUCGUUGUUGUCUCAUCUGAAUGUUUGCGUGCCACUCACGCCCUUCAAUUCGGCAGGAGUGAGUAACAACGCUCCUGAAGCUGCAGAGACGCGGUCUGGAACGUCGUUGAGUAAUCCUGAGGAAAUCGUGUCUUGGGUCGCGUGCAAUGAUGCUGAUACAUCAACAGACGACUUGUCAAUGCCAGGCGUCUCUGCUUCGUCCAUAAUUCGGGAUGUUUCUACUUCCGACGACGGGACUACCACUAAGUUUACCAUCGAUUUAGGAAACCUGACUGCAUCACUAUCAACCUUUCUUCAGCAACAACAAAUGCAUCAGUUACUGAGGAUGGGACACAAGGCUGCUGCGUGUGAUGGUGCUAGUGCCGUAGUGGGGCCCCUUGGUGAUGGUGCUGGAGAAAUGGCAGAACACCGAACUCCCGCGUCUUCUGAUUCUGAGGCUAGUGAAGGUGAGCUACAGGAUUGCGACGACGCUUUCUUGGGUGACAACAGCCAAGACUAUGACAGUCUUCCUGACACUGGCCUUAUAACACCUGCUACUGAAGAGAAUGACGUGGAAAAUGAAACAAACAUGGGCGAAAACCUCGUUGAAAAUCUGCACGACGGUCGAGAUACAAAUUCGUACAGCGAAGAUGAUACUUCCACGGCUGUUGAUGAAGUGGAUCGUUGUGAUGACAGUGGUGAUACGCCGGUACUGAGCAGUACCAACGAUGCUGUGGAGCUUCAACCACUUAUACCCCAACAACAUUCAGAUGGUGGGCACGCUCAAAGCUUGAGACUCGCUGAUCAUUUGAAUGACUCGCUCGCUCAAAAUCUGCAUUCGCUGCAAUAUCGUGACUUGUGUGAAGCUGAGAAUGAGAGCCAAAAUGCCUUGUUCAACCAUCUCGGUUCAGGCGGAGACUUCUGGAACAUCGUAGCUGUGACGCCGUUUAAUCCAUACAAGAUUCGUUUGUCUGAGGACUCGCACGGGAACGCUUCUGCCACAGCAGCGCGCGUUCCACUUUUGCAGCAAAGCAGCCCAGUUUCCACUUCUUGCUAUGUGAAGAAAUCUAAAUCAUAUAAUACUGCUAAUGGGUUCAAUAGCAGCUGCAUUGGCAAAUUUGCGGGCGAUUAUUCUCCUCCAGAAAUACAGAAAUAUAAACCAAUGAGAUUCAUUGGCGCGCAAGAGCCUAGCACCAGCACCGUUCAAGAAUUAUCCAGUGGGAAUGGAUCGUCUGUCAAAUCAAGUCGUAACGGAUGUCAAAGUGCAAAAAAUAACUCGUACGAUAGUUGUAGAAGUAAUGUGUUACAGACUGCGAAAGGCGUUGUCACCAAGAAGCGUACCGAAAACAACAGUCCAAACAAAAAUCCUCAACGCAGUUCGGCGUCAGAAACUUCCUCGGGAGCAUCGUCAGCAUCUGCACUUACCUUGGACUUGCAGCGCUCGAAUUCUAGCGAAGAAGAAGCACUUUUGUUGCAACUUCUUGAUUUACCCACUGUUAAACCUAAGACACAUCAAGGUGCACGAUCAUCGUGGGGUUCCAGUUGCUCAUCAAAAAACAACGGGAAUGCAGGACCCAGGCCUUGCAAGCCAGUUCCUUUACUCCCCAUAGCUUCGAGCGUUUUGGACACCCUGCAGCUGGAUAUGGCGGCGGCCUUACUCAACACAGUAUCUGGACCUGCUAAUUCCUCUGCAUCUAAUCCGCAAUCGAAUCAAAGGUCUGCAUCUUCCAGCUCAUUCUUUGGAAAAAAUGAAGCUACUAACCAGAGAGCGUCUAGUCCGCAGACACCAGAUAAGGAUGAAAGCGAUUUGAACAUAAGUGACUUAUCUUUGGACCCUGUAUCACUGUUGGACAUUACGGACUUGGAAGAAGGGACACUUGUAGAGUCCUUUCAUUUGAGUAAAUCCCAGAGACCUGGAGCUGGAGGAAAUAAUAAAGCUGUCAAGAGCCCAAAAAAGGGGGACUCUUCACGGCCGCAAUUUUUAUCUGAUAUUAAGCCUGUAAGAGGGUCUAAUUAUCAGGGGCAAGCAGGCUCACUUCGCGACGCUGCUGCGUCACUUUUCUCGAGUAGCUGCAAGGAGACGAAAAUAUCGAAAAAAUCUCCUGAAUCUGAAGUGAAAUCUCGCGUUAGCAACGAAACAAGUGCACCAUCAGAAAGACGUGCGUCUUCCAACUCCGGAAGGGCAUCAACAGAACCACGAAAAUCUGAAGUUGAAGAUACAAAGCGAAAUUAAUCGCAAUGCGGAGGGAGUGGGGCGGAAUCCUAUUUUUGCGUGAAGCUUGCGACGGCAAGAGUACAUUCCUAUAUAUAACCACAGCUAUUUUCAAUGGUUGAUAGAAAUAUGCGAACGGCGUUGAAUAUUGGGACACUGGAAUGGUUAUGAAACUUUAAUAUUUAUCUGAUCCCUUUUCAUAUUUGUGUGAACAUUGUACGGUAAACUGAAUUGAAGCAGUAAUGUAGAGAUAAUUUAAUAUUUGGCUAUUUUGUUUUCACGGGAAUACCCUUUUACUUACAUAGAGGAAAAUGAAUAAAGUACCCAUUUUAAUGGUUUAUCAAUCUAUUAAUCAAAUCUGCAUGAACGAUGUUUGACUGUAUAAUAUAUAAAUAAUAAACCAAGAUUCACACUAGGGUAAUGCAUACUUAUUUUCAAACAAUUUACGGACCCUAAGCACAAGUGACGUAUUUAAAUCAGCGAUGGAACAGCAGGCAAUAAUUAUGCCUGCUUGGCGUUGCGUUCUGCUGGCUACCACUUCAAUUAUGAAGUGGUAGCCACGUAUAGACUGCGGCGACGUGUGCGCCACGACAUAAAUUGGGGCGAAACACAGUGGCUGUAAAUUGAUCUUUCAAAACUUUACUCGAAAUAUAUUUCAUGUGUCACAAUCCAUCUAUUUUAGAAUUCAUCGACUUAGAUGUUGAUGACUCGGCUAAGUUUCUGGACCCGAUUGAGUAACGAGUCUCCCUGCUUGACGACGGCCUGAUACUGCCAGUUCUUGUUGUCUGGUCUGUUGGUCUCGACGAUUCCGCCCACCUUGUCUAUCUUGCAGUGCAGGUGCCCACCAGAGAUGAACCGUGACAAUUCCCUGAAGCGAGUGUAAAUAUUCUUAUCACAACUCGGCCCUCAGCAUGCGAUUGCAAACGCAAAUUUCUAAAAAAAGGUGCAACAGAUCAUGUUUUUGUACUAGAUGUUCAUCUUUCACUCUGGUUGCAUUAAAAUUUAGUUUCAACACAAUAUAUGUACACGGAUAAAAAACCAAGUGUUAUUUAUUACCUACAGAAUGAAUUGUUGAUACGAACCAGUAAUAUAAGUUGUUCAUUCUAAAUAAAAUAAAAUUAUUUACUAACUUGUCACAUAAAGUUACUCGUCACAUUAUUGCGGCAAAUAAAGGCUAAUUUUUGA